AUGGAGGAAAAAGCUUGGGGACUUAUGAUGAAAUUUCACUUCCGCCUGCCACACCCACUCUUCAGCGCUUCAGGACAUCAGGACAUCAUGCCACGUCUGGAGAGAAAUCAUCUCGCGAGCCACAACCGGCACAAAGUGCACGCGUUCUUUUAUGAAAAUGAUUCGUCGGUCUGGGGAGACAUACGAUUGUACUCGCAAGCGCUGCUUUCCUCACCAACUCGCUCAUAUAAUGGGAAGAGUGCUGCCUCUGAGUAUCACAAGUGCAUUGGAGUAAUUGCACGCUCACCCGAUGUCCCCAAAGAUAUCAGCAAUGUAUCCAACGAGCUACGUCAAAUGCGGCGAACAGUUCUUCAGAGGGCUUUUCGGAGAGCAGAACACGACCUCUGGGAGGUCGAUUCCCAUACAGACCUCAAUGAUCUUGUGGAGACAGAGGGUAUCCAGGAUCAAGUCCGAGAGAAACGAAAGACAGUGAAAGAUUUUUACGAAGGCGAGGAGAGCUCAGGAAUGGGCUCAGCUGACAACGACGAGGCCGAUGACACAACAGAGGAUACGGCAGAGGCGGCGGGGGCAGAGGAGACCGAGAAGAGCGAUGACGAGCCCCUCAACGUCGCCGUCGACAGCAAAGGGAGGAUGAAAGUCCCGGUCAGGACGUCCCGCCAACAGCUCGGCCCCUUCGACCCUCCGCCUCCCUCGAGCGACAGCUCUUACUCGCCGGGGGAGACGCCGGCGGAGACGACGGAGGAGUUCCUUUCAGUAGGGGUCCAAUUGGACCGCCUGGUUGGCCCAGGCUGUAAGUCUUCUACGCUCUUCUGUGAGCACUGGCGUCUAGACGACUUCAAUAUCUCAGCCAUCCUGAUGAAGCAGCGCCGGGCCAUGGUUCAAAAUCAAGCCUCAUUGAAGUUAAGCGAUGAGAUCCUCCAACUCAACUUCGUCUUCACUCAGGGGGCCCUGGCACAAUGCUUGCCCUCACACGUCAUCGCCUGUCUACGUGCGGCGACGCUACAGGAGUCGGUAAUCCCGCCAGAAUUCUUGACCUUCUGCUUUGCGGCCAUCUCACAGCCAUUGUCGGCUCUGGACGCGGAGAUGAUUCUAAGGAAUUCGAUUUUAGGACGUUUUCUGAGAACGCAUUUGAUGUCGGGGCAGCUCUGA
Molecule: messenger RNA, 1149 nt
Organism: Gamsiella multidivaricata
Lineage: Eukaryota; Fungi; Mortierellomycota; Mortierellomycetes; Mortierellales; Mortierellaceae
Exons: 2
Coding region: 1-1149 (382 amino acids)
Source: RefSeq, a predicted model, not a curated record